Messenger RNA from Fibroporia radiculosa, 1560 nucleotides. RefSeq lists its product as uncharacterized. NCBI's taxonomy places the organism in Eukaryota, Fungi, Basidiomycota, Agaricomycetes, Polyporales, Fibroporiaceae. Gene Ontology annotation, biological process: L-homoserine metabolic process. Bases 1 to 1560 code for a protein of 519 amino acids. Gene Ontology annotation, molecular function: homoserine O-acetyltransferase activity; L-serine O-acetyltransferase activity. The transcript is spliced from 5 exons. The record is from RefSeq and is a predicted model, not a curated record.
AUGCAAGCAGCGAAAACCAGCACUAGGCGUCUGAAGUUAUCUGGUAACGCUCUGCGCAACCGCUCAUCUCGUCGACCGACCACUGUCCAGGCGUCCACUUCACAGGCACGCGAUCGACCCCACUUUCCAUGCGUGGAGGCUCAUGCCGUCCGUGAAUCUCGUAUUCGCUCGUCGCGUUCGUCCAUCUCGUCUUCAACGACGACCUCCUCACAUGCAGGGCCAGAGCCAGCGUAUGCUAGACCAAGCCCAACGUCCUACAAAACCUAUCACCAUGACCAGCCUCUCCCGCUCUCUUAUUCCGAGCCUCUUCCCUCUGUUGAUAUCGCUUACGAGACUUGGGGGACACUCUCACCUGCGAAGGACAACGUAAUUCUCCUCCAUACUGGCCUAUCUGCUUCCUCUCAUGCCGCAUCCACCGACUUGAAUCCCACAGAGGGCUGGUGGGAAAACUUCAUCGGACCAGGACGUGCUCUUGAUACCAAUCAAUUCUUCAUAAUUUGCACCAAUGUCUUGGGUGGUUGUUAUGGUACCACUGGUCCCUCCUCUAUAGAUUCAACCACUGGGCAGCCGUACGCUACACGAUUCCCAGUAAUUUCUAUAUUCGAUAUGGUGCGAGCGCAAUUCGCGCUGUUGGAUCAUCUUGGCAUUGAAAAGCUCUACGCGAGUGUGGGCUCAUCAAUGGGGGCUAUGCAAAGUCUGGCUGCAGGAUGGCUAUACCCUGAACGUGUAGGCAAGGUGGUCAGUAUCAGCGGCACCGCCAGAAGUAGUCCCAGUGCAAUUGCCAUGAGAUUCGCUCAACGAAGUGUUUUGAUGGCCGAUCCCAAUUGGAAUAAUGGCUUCUACUACGAUGGUCUACCACCACACACAGGUAUGAAAUUGGCCCGACAGAUUGCCACGAUUACAUACCGGUCAGGCCCUGAGUGGGAUCAGAGAUUUGGCCGCAAGCUCCGGCGGCUUUCGAAAUCGACUGAAGAAGGCGAUUCAAACAGCCAUCUUCCGCGAGUCCCCGCCCUGUGUCCUGACUUCUUGAUCGAGACAUACCUCGAUUAUCAGGCGAGUUUCUCUUAUCCCCGGCUAGCCGGCGAAUCAUUUUGUCUCAAGUACGAUGCAAACUCUCUCAUUUACAUCUCCAAAGCCAUGGACGUAUUCGACCUGACCAGACCAGGUAUCGACGAGCUACGACUUACGCCUCCCCAGCCUCGUACUUCACCUCCUCCAUUGCCGCCCUCUAUGUCGUCACAUCCCUCGUCUCCUACACAUUCGCAUUAUCACUGGCUAUUAUCUCAUUCCAAGUCACAUCCUCCCCCGCCUAAUCCACCUGCGCAUCUCCAUGAGCUUGCGGAAGGUCUUAGACCUCUAUCGAACACGCCUGUACUUGUGUUGGGAGUGCAAAGCGACAUACUAUUCCCGGUGGAACAACAGCGCGAAGUUGCUGAUGCGCUCCGGAUGACGGGUAACCAAAUGGUGAGCUACUAUGAGCUUGGAGGGGUGUGGGGGCACGAUACAUUCCUGCUCGAUGUACAGAACGUGGGCGGUGCAAUUCGCGGAUUCUUGGCGUAA